AUUCUCUUUUUAACUAACUUCACUGUAUCCCCAUACAAAUCUUUCGCUUCCAUUUCCAUAUUUUAUAAUCACCCAUAGCCAAAUUCAUUUAUAAGUAAUCUUCAACUUUAAAGUUCAAAACUUUAAUCUAAUACUACACAUGUCCCUUGUGAUCUUGUCUUUAUCUCAUUUUUUAUGCCAUUCUGACUCAAAAUUUUCAGAAUCUUGAAAAGUUUCAAGAAAACUGUGUUAAACUUUCAUUAAAAAAAGAUUUAGAGUCAAAGUUUUUCUGUCACAUGGUGUGCUACUGCUCAUACUGUUAUCGUUCAUACACUCUCUUUCAUAGUUUUUUUUUUUAAUCUUUAAUCUUAUUUCUUGUGCUAUUUUGAUUCAAAUUUUUUAGAAUCUUGAAAUGGGUCUUGUUAGUUUCAAGAAAACUGUGUUAAACCUUCAUUAAAGAAACAUUUUGUGUCAAAACCAUCUAUCAAAUGGGGUGCUACUACCACUCAAAUAUGUUGUUAUUCACACUAUUUCUUUCAUGGGGUUUCUUUAUCUCAAACACACAUCAACUACAACAAAUUCAAACCCAACUUCUUCUUCUUCAAGUCAGGAAGCAUUUAGAGUACCCUUCACAAUUAAACAGUUGGGAAAAUUUUAAUGGUAAUUUUUGUAACAUGGGUUCACAUUCAAACAACCCACAUGUCAUCAUCAAAUGUGAAGAAGAUGAUUCAGUCAUUGAGCUCAAAAUAAUGGGUGAUAAAGUCUCUAAGGUUAGUGAGUUUCAUGGGUAUGCAAUAGAAAACAAAACUUUAUCACAAACUUUCUCCAUUGAUUCAUUGGUAGUUACAUUAGCAAGAUUUAAUAGUUUAAGAGUUCUUAGUUUAGUUUCUUUAGGACUUUGGGGCCCACUUCCUGAUAAAAUUCAUAGGUUAUCUUCACUUGAAGAUUUGGACAUGAGUUCAAAUUUCAUGUUUGGUUCUAUACCAAAUCAAAUUUCAAGACUCAUAAAGCUUCAUAGUUUAACAUUAGAUGGAAACUUCUUUAACGAAAGCGUCCCAAAUUCGUUUAAUUCGUUGUCGAAUCUCACCGUUCUUAGCUUGAAGAACAACCGAUUAAAGGGUCAUUUUCCAUCUUCUGUUACAAAACUCACAACACUCACUGAUGUUUGUUUAUCUCACAAUAAACUCACCGGUGAACUACCGGAUUUAACCGCGUUAUCGAGUUUAAAUUUACUGGACUUAAGGGAUAAUUGUUUUGAAUCUCAACUUCCAUUAUUGCCUAAAGGAGUUACUACUGUUCUAUUAAGUAAUAACUCAUUUAAGGGUCAAAUUCCUAAAGAGUUUGGUAAACUUAAUCACUUGCAACGCCUUGAUCUAUCUUACAACUCGUUGGUGGGCCCGCCGCCAUUCGGGCUGUUUUCGUUGUGGAACAUUAGUUACCUGAAUCUUGGAUCCAAUAUGUUAAGUGGGUCACUUUAUAAUAUCAUCAAAUGUGGAGAAAAUCUUGGAUUUGUUGAUAUUUCGAGAAAUCGGUUUACGGGUAGUCUACCGUCUUGUUUGGACACGAAUUCUAGCAAUAAACGGGUCGUGAAGUUCGAUGGAAAUUGCUUGGUUACGGGUCAUGAACAACCAAGUUUAGAUAUUUGCAAAGAAAAUGUCAAGAAGAAGAAACGAUCAUUGGGCCGUGCUGUUUGGAUCGUAAUUGUAGUUAUUGGUAUAAUGGUGAUGUUUCUAGUUAUAGUUGCGUUUGUUCGGUUAAUUUUUCGCAAAAGAAAACAUCGAAGAGAGACUGUUGUUCUACAGCACACAGUGCCAAAAGUUAUUCAGGAUAUUUUACCUUCUGGAAUCUCUUCUGAAGCUCUUGCAAAUGCUAGGAUCAUAUCGGAAGCAUCUAAAUUAGGGACACACGUUGCGCCGUCCUGUCGUGUGUUUUCUAUCGAAGAAUUAAUCGAAGCCACUAACAAUUUUUCCGAAUUGAUGUUUCUAGGCGAAGGGUCGAUAGGAAAGGUUUACAAGGGAAGACUGCAAAACGGAAGCUAUAUCGCUAUACGAUCUCUCUCGUUAUUUAAAAAAUAUUCAGUUCGAAACUUAAAAGUUCGAUUAGAUCUUCUAUCAAAGCUUCGAUACCCACAUCUUGUUGGAUUUUUGGGUUAUUGCAUUAAUGAUUCGGGUUUAGAAGAUUCGACUUCCAGCAAAGUCUUCCUUGUGCAUGAGUAUAUAUCUAAUGGAAAUUUUCGCGCUCAUCUCUCGGAGUGUUCUUCAGAUCAGAUUCUCAAAUGGUCGGAUCGGUUAGCAGUGCUGAUUGGAACUGCAAAGGCAGUACACUUUUUGCAUACGGGUGUAAUCCCCGCUUCUUCAAGCAAUCGGUUAAGAACGAAUAAUAUUUUACUCGAUGAACAUCGUAUUGCAAAGCUAAGUGACUACGGAAUGUCCAUAAUCACAGAGGAAUUAGAACAACUUGAGGUAAAAGGAGAUGGUCCAAAAUCAUGGCAUAUGAAAAAGUUGGCUGACGACGUUUAUGAUUUCGGUUUCAUUUUGCUUGAAGCACUUGUCGGGCCAAUCGUUACAGGAAAAGGCGAAGCAUUUCUGCUUAAUGAAAUGAAAUCUUUUGGAAGCCAAGAUGGCAGGCAAAGAAUUGUGGAUCCAACGGUGUUAACAACGUGCUCACAAGAAUCAUUAUCGAUUGUGAUAUCGAUCACCAACAAAUGCAUAUCUAUAGAACCCACAAACCGGCCGUCGUUUGAAGAUGUACUCUGGAACUUGCAGUAUGCGGCUCAAGUACAGGCCACAGCGGAGUCCGAACAGAAAUCAGAAGGUGCAGCUUAUGACACGAGCUUCAAAACAACUUAAUUAGUACACUGCUAGAAAACAAACUUUUACCGACGAAAAUUCAAUAGAAAUAAGAAUAAGAGUAGUAGAUACAAAUCGGUGAAAGUCGUCUUAUUUGUAGUGGUAGUUGUAGCAUAUGCAAGUUAAAAAUAAAAAUUCAUUCAUAUUUUAGGUCACAUAUUUAACUGUUUAUAAACAGUUGACCAUCUUCAUGUUUUAGUUGACCAUUCUUGUAACAAGUUGUAAAUUUCUAAAUUCUUUUAAUAAGUUCUUUAGCAUUAUACUUAAUAAAACUAAUGCAA
Molecule: messenger RNA, 3109 nt
Organism: Helianthus annuus (common sunflower)
Lineage: Eukaryota; Viridiplantae; Streptophyta; Magnoliopsida; Asterales; Asteraceae
Product: probable inactive leucine-rich repeat receptor-like protein kinase At3g03770
Exons: 7
Coding region: 468-2828 (786 amino acids)
Biological process (GO): protein phosphorylation
Molecular function (GO): protein binding; ATP binding; protein kinase activity
Source: RefSeq, a predicted model, not a curated record